AUGUCGUCUGGAUCCCCCUUCUUAUACAGCAACGAGGUCUUGCUAGUUCUCUACGUAAUAGGCACUCCGCAUUGCGACAGUUACACCCACGAUACACAACCUUUGGACAGAGAUACCUCAGUGCCAUCGUCUUCGUCAACACUGAUAUGCCCGUCUUAUGCUAAGUUGGAGUCGCUAAUGGAUUUUGUUCCGUCGAUAGAGCUAAGAGAGACGCGAUUCACGUGUGGUCGAGGAACGUCGGAGCAAGUAGACUUCGAUUUUGCUGGGCUUCGUGAUUCGAAUCCAUGGUUUUAUAAUGUUAUCAGCAAGCUACACUUUCUUUUGGAACGAGUAGAAGGACGAACAAUUCUAACUGAUCUCUCAUCGAACGGGACAUUCGUCAACAAAAAGCUGGUUGGGAAGUUUCACACAUAUACGCUCGACAGCGGAGAUAUCAUAAGUUGCGCCCGUGCUGAUUUAUUAGUGUUUCUUUAUGAAGAAAAUUCGUCAAAAACAUAUCCUGCAGAGCUGACAAAAAAGUACGUCAUGACCAACAACUCGCUGGGCAAGGGCGGGUACGGAGUGGUUCUGUUGGCAAGAUUGAGAAAAAACUGCCAGGAGCAGGUGGCGGUAAAGAUACUUGAUACGACACAGUUGUCACGGCGUUUCAGUCGAAAGUCUUCGAAGCCAAAGGACGUUGAAAAGGAAGUGGCUAUAAUGUUGAAAAUCAAACAUCCGAACUGCGUCGAAUUCAUGGACUGGAUUGAGACGGAUAACGUGGCAUACAUAGUCAUGGAGCUUGUGGGUGGCGGCGAGCUUUUCGAUCGAAUCGUAGAUGAGAAAUGGAAUGGAAUGGGAUUCGGUGAGGAACUGUGCAAAUUUUAUGGAUGGCAACUUCUCAAUGCUGUGGAGUAUCUUCAUGAGCGUGGAAUUACACAUCGCGACAUCAAGCCGGAAAACAUCUUGUGUAUGACGAAAGAAGACUACACACUCGUUAAGCUGGCUGACUUUGGACUUGCCAAAGGAAAUGAGGCUUCGACAUUGAAAACAUAUUGUGGUACGCCAGCUUACAUGGCACCUGAGAUGAUAGAUAACGAUCGGUUGCCUUAUAAUCCGAAAGUGGACAUGUGGAGUCUUGGCGUUGUCUUGUUCACUGGAAUUUGUGGUUAUCCUCCUUUUAGCGAUGACUACGUUGAUAUGGAUUUGAAGUCCCAGAUUAAAACAGGUAAUGUAUUACCUCUCAGAGAAACUUCUCUUUGA
Molecule: messenger RNA, 1239 nt
Organism: Haemonchus placei
Lineage: Eukaryota; Metazoa; Nematoda; Chromadorea; Rhabditida; Trichostrongylidae
Source: the annotation of a GenBank genome assembly